AUGGGGCGAUUCAAUUACUCCACAAAUAGCCGAGAGCUCCAUGUUGUGGUUCUCGGAGCUGGCGGCGUUGGAAAGAGCUGCUUGACUGCCCAAUUUGUACAUAAUGAAUGGAUUGAGAGCUACGACCCUACAAUCGAAGAUUCCUACCGCACGCAAAUACAAGUUGACGGCCGUCAAGUCGUCUUGGAAAUACUUGACACUGCCGGAACCGAGCAGUUUGUCGCAAUGCGUGACUUAUAUAUGAAGACGGGUCAAGGGUUCUUGCUGGUCUUUAGCAUCACAUCGCCGUCGUCUUUGAGCGAACUUGCGGGUUUGCGAGAGGAGAUAAUACGCAUCAAGGAUGAUGAGAAUAUUCCCAUGGUAAUUGUUGGUAACAAAGCGGACUUGGAAGACAGCCGUGCUGUUCCGCGCGCCAAGGGAUUCUCGAUAUCACAGCGAUGGGGUGCGCCAUACUACGAAGCAAGCGCCAGAACUCGCACCAAUGUUGAUGAAGUAUUCAUCGAUCUCUCCCGACAAAUGCUGCGGAAGGAUGACGACUAUCUCGGCGCUGGUGAUGCAGACGAUGGUUACAAGUAUGACUCUGCCAAAAGCGGGCACAAACGACGCCGCAGGCUGCGUUUCCGCGAACAUGGUCACCCGCGUGAUGUCGUCUGA
This is a messenger RNA of Beauveria bassiana ARSEF 2860, 654 nucleotides long. RefSeq names its product Ras small GTPase, Ras type. Gene Ontology annotation, biological process: signal transduction. Bases 1 to 654 code for a protein of 217 amino acids. The transcript is spliced from 9 exons. Gene Ontology annotation, cellular component: plasma membrane. NCBI's taxonomy places the organism in Eukaryota, Fungi, Ascomycota, Sordariomycetes, Hypocreales, Cordycipitaceae. Gene Ontology annotation, molecular function: GDP binding; GTP binding; GTPase activity. The record is from RefSeq and is a predicted model, not a curated record.